AUGGACCAGUGUGGGGUGAAAAUUUGCAAAUUCCUCGGUCAAGAACGGAACGACUCUGGACAGUCAUCCGGCAAGGAAGCAGCGGGCUCUACAAGUACUCUAGACACAGCCAAAGGCAAGAACCGACCAAUUCCUGCUCCAGGAGCGAUUCAGUGGAGCCUGCGCUCAACCCGGCCUCUGUGGCGUAAUAUUCCAGCUUGCCGCCUUGCAAAAAUCCGAUCUCACCUCGCUCGAAUUUUCCAUUCUGUUCUUUUUAGAUGA
Opisthorchis viverrini is the source of this 261-nucleotide messenger RNA. RefSeq lists its product as hypothetical. The coding region runs from base 1 to 261 and encodes 86 amino acids. The record is from RefSeq and is a predicted model, not a curated record. The transcript has a single exon. Lineage: Eukaryota; Metazoa; Platyhelminthes; Trematoda; Opisthorchiida; Opisthorchiidae.